AUGUGGCCGCCGCUACCACCACGCUAUGUCAUCUCCGAGAGGGGUUUGCAGCAGUGGAAAGAUGGCAUUCGCCAGUGGGAAGAAGAAGUCAAUCAGCAGAGUUCGUCGCACCUCAGGGCACUGUACGAGAACACAGCGCGUGUUGUGCUCGGCGAGCUCUUGUCCAGCCAGCUACUGGAGCCGGAGGUGCUUCAUUUUGCCAGUCGGUUCUUGCCCCUUUUCUCUCGCAUAUUCGACGAGUAUGCAGAUGAACAUAUGGCCGACUACCAGCCGACCGACCCCUCUGCCUUAGCCUCCUCUUCCUCAGAAUGUGGCUCCGACGCACCGGCCACGGAGGCAGCAGGCGCUCCCGCUCCGCCCGCUCCCGCUCCUGCAGCGGAGGGCGGUGCCGAGAAGCGCGGCUCCGUGCUGGCAGGGGCCGGCGGGGCAGGCGGGCAACGGCGGCCCAAUCUGAUCCUGCCCACGCGAAACGUUGCCAACGCUGCCAGCCGCGGCGGCGGGGAGGAGAAGCUGCCUCCGGCGAAGUUCUUGAAGCCACGGGAGGGGCCUCCAGACAUGAUGUCCUUUCACGCCUUCUUUUCUUUCUGCGUGGAGUUCGAGCUCUUUCCGAACCAUGCGUCGUACGACGAGCUUCGACAGAUCUACGACUCCGCUGAAACCGCCGAGGAACUCGUGGUUGCCGAGCUGCAGAUCCCACGGAGAAGAGUGACGAAGGAGGCCUCUGCCGCAGCUGCUGCGUUGCUUCCACAGGUCGAGCUGGGAUUCUUGGACAAGCCGCUGCACGAGAUGACAGACCUCGAGCAGCAGGUCGCCUUCUUCUUUGCCGCCUUGGAAACCUGGUUGGCCAGCCGUUUCAUGCGCCUGGCGGACCUCGUUGUUCAGCGGAUGCCUUUCUGUCUUGAGGAGCUCGAGGACGUGCGGCCGCCGCCGUCACCGUCGAGAGUGAUUCGCAGACUCCGGAGUUUCAAGGAGUCGCGCACAGAGAAAGACGAGGCGACACCAUCGCCUUCGACACCGCAGGGCGAGGCGAGCCGCGGCGAGGCGCCAAAGAAGCGCAAGGACCCCUUCUUGAAGGAGGGCCGCAAAAACUCUGCUGGCAACGCGGGGCAGCGGGUGACGCAGCUGCCGCCUUCGCUGACUUUGAGUGCCAGCGAGCUUCUGGAGAUUGCAUCCCCACCUGGGCAGCGUCUCAUCAGCACAGCGCAGCUCGAGCAGUGCUUCGCCAUGCUGCUGCCCACGGCCCCGAAAGGGCGCCGGGUGGAAAUCACGGUGUAUCAGUUGGACAAGGUCCUGACCAAGGCAAAAGCAGCCCGGGAUCGAGCCAUCGUCGCCGACUGCUUCAUGCUAAAGCCUGAACAGAUGCUCUCGUCGUCUGAGCGGGCAACACGCUUGUUCCUCGAGGCGUUGGACGAGAAAAUCCUGGAGCGGGAGUCUAGGGGCGGCUCCAGUCGCCUCGAGUCCUUCUUUGGGCCUGCGCAUUCUGAUCAAGAGGUUUCCGCUGGCACCUUCAUACAGAAAGCCGUCUCCAUGGCCUUGAGCCCCGACUGCAUCCCCACAGAGAAGGACUUGGCCACGGGCCUUGCUCAGCUUGGCGCAAGGAGCAAUGGGACCAUGUCCAGGCAGGUGGCGUUUCGUGCUUUGGCUUUGGCCCGAGAGCACCGCCGGAGGCAGAAGCUGCAGCUUACACAGGCUCGCUCAACUCUUCUGGCGCAGCAGGUGAAGAGGAGCACCUGGGUUCCUGAAGGAAGCCGGCCAACAAGUGCCGCACCCGGCCUCGCAUCUUUCGGCCAGCCGCAGAUCCGCAAAGCCUUUCGCUGCGCGGCUUUCGUGGAGUGCCUUGUCAAGCUGGCACUCCACCGACUCGGCGCGAAAGGCUCCUUGGAACUCCAGCGUGGGGCGCCGACCUGGUGGAAAUGCACGUGGCUGCUGAAUCAUCUGGGCAUGCGUUUCGUGGAACGUGUCCAGACCAACCGGCAUCAGCGCACUUUGCGAAAUCUGGUCGGAGAGGAGCAUCCGCCCGUGAAGUUGCAGGAGCUGGACUUCUGGUGGUAUCAGAUGCACCUCACAAACCGGCCGAGAUACGUCUUCCCUCUGGAUCGCCUCGUCAUCUCCACCCCGGAUCUCUUCGAGCCGAUAAAAGCGGAGGCGAAGAUCAUGGUCAGUGAAGAUCGUCGGGGUACUUGCCCAGAGUGUCAGGAGCAGCGGAGUCCGAGCGGAUGGGGCACACCAGGCUGCCUUGGGUGCUCUGAGAUCGAGUCCUUCUGCCUGCCCUUCGAGGGGCACAUCUUUGCCCCACUGGUGAGGAACCCUGACGUUGCCGACACGAAGUCGAC
Symbiodinium sp. CCMP2592 is the source of this 2333-nucleotide messenger RNA. NCBI's taxonomy places the organism in Eukaryota, Dinophyceae, Suessiales, Symbiodiniaceae. The record is from the annotation of a GenBank genome assembly.